GAUUUCUUUUUAUCGGGUUGAUACCUUCUUUGGGCUACAUUCACAGCGACUGCUGACCUGUACUACCUUCUCAGUUCAGAUUUUGUACUGUUUGUAACAGUGUCAGUGAUAAUAAUAAAGUAUUAAAAUUACCAGUAGUUGAAUUGUGUGGGAUAUGGAUAACAAUUAGCAUUAAAUAAUGUAAUGAAUUAAUUAUAAUUUAAUAUUGGUAAUAAUAAUAAUCUUACCUGUACAUUUCCAUAACACUAUGGAUGUCACUGAGUGCACCUCUGCAGUUUGUGCUAUGCCUGUUUAAGGAGCUGUAGCUGUUUAGCUAGCCUACCACCAGCCCAUAAACAUAAACACACACAGCACACAUCUCUUUAAUUGUCAUAAGCCAGCAAACAGGAAUCUGUUACUGGUUUUCUUAGUGCGCCUGUGGUGUUUGAAAAUUAUUCGUUUGAACCUCCUCGAUCUUACCUAAAGCCAACCACUCCUACACAUCCAACUCUUCCAAAUUGAUAUAUGACAAUAUCUACUUUCGAUCACGUGUCUGCGGGGCGACUUAGACGGAUUGCGCGUCAUCUCGCCUUCCCAAAUUUUCCCCUUCUGCUGCAGCUCGUAUCCAAAACAUCUAUCUAUAGUACGGAGUACGAGAGAGCGAAAGAUGUUUAACUCGGUGAAUCUGGGCAACUUCUGCUCCCAGACGCGCAAAGACCGGACAUCCGAGUUUGGGGACAGGACGGGCUGCGCGUCCAACAUCUACCUCCCCAGCUGCACCUACUACGUCCCAGAGUUUUCUGCCGUGUCCUCGUUUCUUCCACAGGCCCCGUCCCGGCAAAUCACCUACCCUUAUUCCACAAAUCUGUCUCAAGUACAGCCGGUACGGGAAGUUUCAUACGGCUUGGACCCUGCUAGUAAAUGGCACCACAGAAGCAAUUAUGCAUCGUGCUACUCGGGAGAGGAUCUGGUGCAUAGGGACUGUCUUCCACCAUCCACCAUGACAGAAAUGCUUAUGAAGAACGAGAAUGUGUACAGCCACCACCACCACCAUCACACCCAUCCGGGCUCCAAUCACCCCUCCACAGGUUUUUACUCCGGCGUGGGGAAAAACAGCGUCCUCCCGCAAGGUUUCGACCGCUUUUUUGAGACCGCAUACUGCAGCAGCACGGACAAUCAGUCAGACAAUUGUUUACAAAAGGGCGAGGGGGGAAAGCUCGAAAGCGACUCCCAGCAGCAGCAGCAGCAGCAGCAACAGCAGCCCAUAGCCUCUGUACUCGGAGCCCCGGAGCAGGAAAAAGACCCAGAAGAUGAGGAGGAACAUACAAAUUCAGGCUCAUGCACUUCUUCCUCCGCAACAACCAAGGACGGCACCGCCAACAAGAGCAGCCACUCGAGCACUCCUCGCACAAGGAAGAAGAGGUGUCCAUAUUCCAAGUUUCAGAUUCGAGAGCUGGAGCGGGAAUUCUUCUUUAAUGUUUACAUCAACAAAGAGAAAAGGCUUCAGCUUUCCCGAAUGUUAAACCUCACCGACCGCCAGGUUAAAAUUUGGUUUCAGAAUAGAAGAAUGAAAGAGAAGAAGCUGAGCAGAGAUCGCCUCCAGUACUUCUCUGGAAACCCCCUAUUGUGAGCAGGAGCAGAAAGUGUCACAAUCUUGGUCAGUGACAUUAAGGCCUACUCUUAUCUCAUUGAAUUGUAAUCGUGGGCAUAACCAUUUUCUAAAGGAGCCCAUAUCACCAACAGUGCAAUGUUAAAGUGGACAAUGGGAGUAAUAGGCCUGCAUGGGAUGAAGUCGCCAUUUUCGUAUUGCCCCACGGGCGACGGUGAAUUUCUAGCUGGUCCCCAGAAAGGCCUUCAUGGUUAGAAUAAUCAUUUAUACCUAUGCUGUUCUUGAAUAUGUCUCUAUUUAUCACGAUUCUCCAUUGUGUUUAUUCUAUUGUUCAUAUAGACAUUCUUGUUGUUAAAAUAUCAAAUGUAACAACCAGUUUGAAUCCUUUUUGCGCUGACAACUUUUAGCUCUUCCCCGUUCCUCUGGUCUAUGUAUAUAGCAUAUCAUUAUCUAAUUAUUUCUCGACCAGAGAUAUGAACAAGUUAUAGCAAAUCUCCUGGCUACAUUUUUCGCCAUUAAGAACUCUGACGUCCAAUCUGUGAAGUAUAUCCCCCUGUACAGAGCAGCCUAUGCAAUGUGCAUUUGUGACUGUAAAUAGGCGUAUAUGUUGAAUUUCCUUUCCCCUAUCCCUGCUGCUAUUUUUCACUACACUGCCCAUACAACUUUAACAGCUUUAACGCCAACACUCGUUAAAUUAUUUGCUUAAAACAUUGGUGCUUUGGAUUCCAGAGAGGAGGAA
Sander lucioperca (pikeperch) is the source of this 2327-nucleotide messenger RNA. RefSeq names its product homeobox C11a (gene hoxc11a). Gene Ontology annotation, cellular component: nucleus. The coding region runs from base 647 to 1609 and encodes 320 amino acids. Gene Ontology annotation, molecular function: RNA polymerase II cis-regulatory region sequence-specific DNA binding; DNA-binding transcription factor activity, RNA polymerase II-specific. Gene Ontology annotation, biological process: regulation of transcription by RNA polymerase II; anatomical structure development. The transcript is spliced from 2 exons. The record is from RefSeq and is a predicted model, not a curated record. Lineage: Eukaryota; Metazoa; Chordata; Actinopteri; Perciformes; Percidae.